AUGAAAAUUAAUAAAUAUCUUUCCCCUUUAGUAGUAUUAGCUUUAUAUUCCGCUGUAGUUUGUGAUUCAACUACAAAUAACAACAGCAUUGAUGUACCAAAUGACAUAAAUAAAAUCGAUGCUAAUAAUAAUCCAGUAUCAGAUAACAUAAAUAAAGAAUCUGGUGAUGAAAAUAGUGGAUGCAAUUGUAAUGAUAAUAAAAAUUCCAACUCAUCAAGUUCAGAAAAACCAUGCUUAUCUUGCAAUGAUAAAAAUGGAGAAAAGGAUGCUACAUCUGGUACUGGAGAUAACCCAACAAAUAUAUUAAACCCAAAUUAUGCAGAUGAUAUUUUUGGUUCUGUUAUUGCAAAUAUUAAUACAAGUGAUAAUGGUGAUUAUAAAGUUAAGUAUGAAGAUUUCAAAAAUAAAUAUGAUAAUCUUAUAGCUAUUGAUCAAACAGAAUUUGAAAUAUUUUCAAAACUUGUUGAAGGAUUUAUGAAAACUAAUAAAGAAAUUAAUUUAAGCUCAGACUAUUUAUAUGAUGUACUUACAAAAACACUUUCUGAUAAAGCAUUUAAAGAUGAAUUUAAAAGCUUUAUGAAUAAUAUGUAUAAUUUUGUUAAAAAAAAACACGAAGGAAAAUUAACUACUGAGACUGAUAAACAAUACAUGGCAUUAUUUGAAAAUGUCUUAUCCUUACUCAAUUCCAUGUAA
Molecule: messenger RNA, 693 nt
Organism: Plasmodium vinckei vinckei
Lineage: Eukaryota; Apicomplexa; Aconoidasida; Haemosporida; Plasmodiidae
Product: MSP7-like protein
Exons: 1
Coding region: 1-693 (230 amino acids)
Source: RefSeq, a predicted model, not a curated record